Molecule: messenger RNA, 3449 nt
Organism: Panicum hallii
Lineage: Eukaryota; Viridiplantae; Streptophyta; Magnoliopsida; Poales; Poaceae
Product: pentatricopeptide repeat-containing protein At4g21300
Exons: 4
Coding region: 153-2690 (845 amino acids)
Biological process (GO): RNA modification
Molecular function (GO): RNA binding; protein binding
Source: RefSeq, a predicted model, not a curated record
UGAGCGGCGCGUGAGGGGUUCAAACUCCAAAGGGCACGUGCGAGAACUGAAGCCGCGAGAGCUCGAAUCAGACCGCACUCUUUGGUCAGUCAGUUCGCCGCCGGCCCGGCUCGGCUUCCCUCCUCGACGCGACGAGCCUCGUCGGCGUCGCCAUGCGCCUUGUUCACCGCCGCCUCAAGCCUCCGCCGCGGCCAUGCCGCUCCACUACCUUCUCCACCGCGAGGGCCGUCAUGAAUGCCCCCUCCGCGGACCGGUUGCUGGAGCUCCUGCGCGGCUGCGUCUCCGGGUCGCACCUCCCUCUGGGCCUCCAAAUCCACGCGCGCGCCGUCGCGUCGGGCGCCCUCGCCUCCCACCCGGCGCUCCAGACCCGGCUCAUCGGCAUGUACGUCCUCGUGCGCCGGUUCCGCGACGCCGUCGCGGUGUUCUCUGCGCUCCCGCGGCGCGACGCCGCAUCCGCGCUGCCCUGGAACUGGCUCAUCCGUGGAUUCACAGCGGACGGCCAGCACAGCCUCGCCGUUCUGUUCUACCUCAAGAUGUGGAGCCACCCCGCCGCGCCGCGCCCGGACGGACACACUCUCCCCUACGUUGUCAAGUCCUGCGCCGCGCUCGGCGCGGUUGCCCUCGGCCGCCUCGUGCACCGCACGGCACGCGGGAUCGGGCUCGGCCGCGACGUGUACGUUGGGAGCGCGCUCAUCAAGAUGUACGCAGACGCUGGCCUCCUCAGAGACGCGCGCGAGGUGUUCGACGGAAUGGCGGAGCGGGACUGCGUCCUUUGGAACGUAAUGAUGGAUGGGUGCAUAAAGGCCGGAGACAUUGAUGGGGCAGUGAGUUUAUUCCGGGACAUGAGGGCGUCUGGUUGUGAGCCCAAUUUCGCUACACUGGCAUGCUUUCUGUCUUUGUGUGCUGUGGAGGCUGACUUGCUGUCUGGGGUGCAGCUUCACUCUCUGGCAGUGAAAUGUGGUUUAGAGACAGAGGUGGCGGUGGCUAACACAUUGCUGUCUAUGUAUGCCAAAUGCCGGUGCUUGGAUGAUGCAUGGAGAUUGUUUGACCUGAUUCCACGGGAUGACUUGGUAACCUGGAACGGAAUGAUCUCAGGAUGUGUUCAAAAUGGGCUUCUUGAUGAAGCAUUGGGAUUGUUCUGUGAGAUGCAGAGGAGUGGUGUUCGACCAGAUUCAGUUACGUUGGUCAGUUUGUUACCAGCUUUGGCUGACUUGAAUGGUUUCAUGCAGGGGAAGGAGAUACAUGGUUAUAUUGUCAGGAACUGCGUGCGCAUGGAUGUCUUUUUGGUGAGUGCUUUGGUAGACAUCUAUUUCAAGUGCAGGGAUGUGAGGAUGGCACGGAAUGUUUAUGAUGUGGCUAGGGCCAUCGAUGUGGUUAUUGGUAGUACAAUGAUAUCAGGUUAUGUUCUUAAUGGGAUGAGUGAAGAGGCACUGCAAAUGUUCCGGUACUUGUUAGAACAGUGCAUCAAACCAAAUGCUAUUACUGUAGCUAGCGUCUUGCCAGCAUGUGCUAGCAUGGCUGCUAUGGCUCUUGGUCAGGAGAUCCAUGGUUAUGUUCUAAGAAAUGCAUAUGAAGGAAAAUGUUAUGUGGAGAGUGCACUAAUGGACAUGUAUGCAAAAUGUGGCAGACUUGACCUUAGCCAUUAUAUCUUUUCCAAGAUGUCUGUGAAGGAUGAGGUUACAUGGAACUCAAUGAUUUCAAGCUUUGCACAGAAUGGAGAGCCAGAAGAAGCUCUUGACCUUUUCCGUCAAAUGACUAUGGAAGGAAUAAAGUACAAUAGUGUAACUAUAUCUUCUGCCCUAUCAGCAUGCGCGAGUUUACCAGCUAUAUAUUAUGGAAAAGAGAUUCAUGGUGUUAUCAUAAAGGGUCCUAUAAGGGCAGACAUAUUUGCCGAGAGUGCCCUGAUUGACAUGUACGGUAAAUGUGGGAACUUGGAUUUGGCUCUUCGUGUUUUUGAAUCCAUGCCCGAUAAGAAUGAAGUGUCAUGGAAUAGUAUAAUUGCUGCCUAUGGGGCUCAUGGUCUUUUUAAAGAGUCAAUGAGUUUAUUGCAUCCUAUGCAAGAGGAAGGAUUCAAGCCGGAUCAUGUAACAUUCCUUGCUUUGAUAUCUGCCUGUGCUCACGCUGGGCAGGUUGAAGAAGGAGUUCGACUGUUUCAAUGCAUGACUAAGGAAUAUCAGAUUGCACCACGAAUGGAGCAUUUUGCUUGCAUGGUUGACCUAUACAGUCGUUCUGGGAAGUUAGAUAGAGCUAUUAAAUUUAUUGCUGAUAUGCCUUUCAAGCCAGAUGCUGGCAUUUGGGGUGCCCUUCUCCAUGCUUGCCGUGUGCAUCGCAAUGUUGAGCUUGCAGAUAUAGCUUCCCAAGAACUAUUUAAGUUGGAUCCUGGUAAUUCUGGCUACUAUGUCCUCAUGUCCAAUAUCAAUGCAGUUGCUGGGCGAUGGGAUGGUGUAUCAAAAGUUAGAAGAUUGAUGAAGGAUAAUAAAGUCCAGAAGAUACCUGGAUACAGCUGGGUAGAUGUUAAUAACAGCAGCCAUUUAUUUGUUGCAGCAGAUAAAAGCCACCCUGAUUCUGAAGACAUCUACAUGUCCUUGAAGAGCCUUCUUCAAGAACUAAGAGAGGAAGGCUACAUUCCAAGACCAGAUCUAUGUCACCCCAUGCACCCAGAUAAUAGCACACAGGUUUUGACAAUUUGAUUCCCCUGUGGCACUGAUGCUCUUCUAUGGAAAAUCAAGGAAGAACACAUUGUCAUACAGACAGCUGUCUGUUGAACAACAGUAUAUAUUGCAGUUCGACAUUUUCAUGAGAAAAGUGGCCCAUGUUUUCCCUACAUUCCUUUUGCACUGACAUGGUGCCUGGAUACCAGUGUGCAAGGUCAUUUCAUUCAUGGGUGGUCAAUGGUGAAAUUUUUCUGUGCAAAUUCUGCAGUUUAGCAUGGAUAUAUACCUGCUCUCAAGCAUUAAAAUUUAAAAGAUGUGGAAAAGCAAAGGAAAAUUUGAGGAAAGAUGUUUGAUAUUAAGAUUUUCAUGGAGAAGGUUGACAUGUUCAGAUGUCUUCCUGUGAGGCUGUGAUAAUUGCCAUCUACUGCUUCAGUUGCUACCUGCAAGCACUAUGAAAGUUUAGGCACAAGUAUGAAGGCAUAUGACGUACUCUUCAGCUUCUGCUGGCUAUUUAAUUUGCCAAAUCAUUUGAGCAAAGGUAAGCCUGCACUUUAUUAACUAUUGUAGUAUAUUGUUAGUUAUUGUUGGGGUGCGCCUUAGGCCAUCACCUAAGGCUAGGGAGCCCUUUGUGUAUAAAAGAGGCUAAGUUAGGAGUCUUAAGGGCUUGUUUGUGAGGUCUAGAGACUUAGUUGCAGCGUCCAGUGACCUGUUUGUAAGUUCUAGGGACUUCUUUGUAAAUCCUGAGGACCUACUUGUAAUAUUUGACCCCACCAAUGAAAUAAAUAUAAAUAAUCA